Molecule: messenger RNA, 273 nt
Organism: Schizosaccharomyces japonicus yFS275
Lineage: Eukaryota; Fungi; Ascomycota; Schizosaccharomycetes; Schizosaccharomycetales; Schizosaccharomycetaceae
Product: histone-like transcription factor family
Exons: 2
Coding region: 1-273 (90 amino acids)
Biological process (GO): DNA replication-dependent chromatin assembly; epigenetic regulation of gene expression
Cellular component (GO): epsilon DNA polymerase complex; nucleus
Molecular function (GO): protein heterodimerization activity
Source: RefSeq, a predicted model, not a curated record
AUGGAUAAUACGUCCAAGGGAAAGACGAUUCUACCGCUUAGUCGCGUGAAAAAGACGAUUAAAAUGGACAAGGACAUUCAUUCCUGCUCCAAUGCAUCUGUUCUUCUCAUUUCAUUAGCUACUGAAAUGUUUCUUAAACGGUUUUCGCAAAAAGCAUUCCAAAUUACCAAAAUUAACAAACGCCGUACCAUACAGCAAAAAGACCUUGCAGAUGCUGUUCGGAAAGACGAUCAAUUGGAGUUUCUUACGGAUGUUAUUCCCUCAAAAAUGUAA